Corylus avellana is the source of this 1616-nucleotide messenger RNA. NCBI's taxonomy places the organism in Eukaryota, Viridiplantae, Streptophyta, Magnoliopsida, Fagales, Betulaceae. The record is from RefSeq and is a predicted model, not a curated record.
UUGAGAUUUGAUUCCAUCGUAGAGCUUAAUUUCGUAAAGAUCAUGGGUUCAGUUGAAGCCAAAAAACCCCAUGCAGUGUGUCUUCCAUUCCCAUCACAAGGGCAUGUGACCCCCAUGAUGAGAUUAGCCAAGCUCCUACACUCAAGAGGCUUCCACAUUACCUUUGUCAACACCGAGUUCAACCACACAAGACUAAUACGGUCCAAAGGACCCAACUACUUAGAAGGCCAACCGGAUUUCCGGUUUGAAACUAUACCGGACGGGUUGCCGCCGUCCGACCGUGAUGCAACCCAAGAUGUCUCUGCCCUGUUUCAUUCCACAAGAAAGAAUUGUUUGGCCCCGUUUAAAGAGCUUGUGAUUAAGCUUAACUCAACGUCUCAAGUGCCUCAAGUCACUUGCAUUGUUUCGGAUGUGCUUAUGGGUUUUGGUCGUGAAGCUAGAAAACAGCUAGGCAUCCCAGAGGUUCAAUUUUGUCCUGCUUCAGCUUGUGGCUUCAUGGCAUGCUUGAAUUUCGAUGAACUCAUCAAAAGAGGCAUUAUUCCAUUCAAAGAUAAAAGCUUCAAAGAUGACGGCACACUUGACACAUUGAUCGACUGGAUCCCGGGCAUGAAAAACAUGCGGCUGAAGGACCUCCCUAGCUUUAUUAGAACUACUGAUACUAAUGAAAUCAUGUUCGACUUUAUGAGAUUAGAAAUACGAAAUUGCUUGAAUUCUUCUGCGAUCAUCUUCAACACAUUUGAUGAGUUUGAAAAUGAUGUAUUAGAAGCAAUUUCAGCCAUGUUUCCUCACAUUUACAAUAUAGGUCCCCUUCCCUUAUUAGGUCAACAUGUGCCCGAUAGCCAACUCAAGUCAUUAAGUUCAAGCUUAUGGAAAGAAGACUUCAAAUGUCUCCAAUGGCUUGAUAAAAGGGAAUCCCAAUCUGUUGUGUACGUAAACUAUGGUAGCAUUACCAUAAUGACCGAACAACAUUUGAAAGAGUUUGCAUGGGGGCUUGCAAAUUGCAAGCACCCAUUUUUGUGGAUAGUUAGGCCGGACGUGGUAUUGGGAGAUUCAGCAAAUUUGCCUGAAGAUUUUUUGGAAGAGAUUAAGGAGAGGGGAUUGCUAUUGAGUUGGUGCCCACAAGAACAAGUGUUAGCACACCCAUCAAUAGGGGUUUUCGUAACACAUUGUGGAUGGAACUCUACAUUGGAAAGCAUAUGUUUUGGUGUGCCUGUUAUUUGCUGGCCAUUUUUUGCUGACCAACAAACGAAUUGUCGGUACGCUUGUACCACCUGGGGGAUUGGGAUGGAGGUCAACCAAGAUGUAAAACGUGAUGAGAUUGAAACACUUGUUAAAGAAGUCAUGGAAGGGGAUAAGGGGAAGACAAUGAAGCAACAUGCACUAGAAUGGAAAAAGAAAGCUGUGGAAGCUACUGAUAUUGGAGGUUCAUCAUACAAGAGUUUUGAAAUGUUAAUUAAGGAUGCUCUAUAUGGUCCAUAUGGCAACUAAAUAGUACAAUUAUUUUAAGCACCACAUACCUAUCAUGGUUUCAGCUCUAUCUAUGAUAUGUUCUAUCUUUCAUGCAUAAUUUGUGGUUAAAUUUAAUUCUAUUAUGUAAUUCUAAGAUGCUUAUCAAA